Amaranthus tricolor (Joseph's coat) is the source of this 1047-nucleotide messenger RNA. RefSeq names its product photosystem II D2 protein-like. NCBI's taxonomy places the organism in Eukaryota, Viridiplantae, Streptophyta, Magnoliopsida, Caryophyllales, Amaranthaceae. The record is from RefSeq and is a predicted model, not a curated record. The coding region runs from base 1 to 1047 and encodes 348 amino acids. Gene Ontology annotation, cellular component: chloroplast thylakoid membrane; photosystem II. The transcript has 6 exons. Gene Ontology annotation, biological process: photosynthetic electron transport in photosystem II; photosynthesis, light reaction.
AUGCUUACAUGUCAAAAAGGAUCUAAUGAUAAACGUGGUAUAGGUAAUAAUAAUGUCACACAUGACUAUAAGAGUAAAACUACAUUUGUUAAGAGUGCAUACAAACAUAGACGCAUACCUACUUGCUCCUUUUGUUGCAAAGAAGGACAUCUUAAGUUUGCAUGUCCAUACAGACAUAAGGACAAUUAUAUUAGUAAGAAUUCCUUUCCUUUUGAAUUAAGUGAGCAGAUAAAGAAAAUAUGGUUGAAUAGGAGGAUCACUAUGACUAUAGCCGUUGGUAAAUUUACCAAAGACGAAAAUGAUUUAUUUGAUAUUAUGGAUGACUGGUUACGGAGGGACCGUUUUGUUUUUGUAGGUUGGCCUGGUCUAUUGCUCUUUCCUUGUGCUUAUUUUUCCUUAGGAGGUUGGUUUAUGGGUACAACCUUUGUAAGUUCAUGGUAUACCCAUGGAUUGGCCAGUUCUUAUUUGGAAGGCUGCAAUUUCUUAACCGCAGCGGUUUCUACUCCUGCUAAUAGUUUAGCACACUCUUUAUUGUUACUAUGGGGUCUUGAAGCACAAGGGGAUUUUACUCGUUGGUGUCAAUUAGGCGGCCUGUGGACUUUCGUUGCUCUUCAUGGUGCUUUCGCACUAAUAGGUUUUAUGUUACGUCUGUUCGAACUUUCUCGAUUUGUUCAAUUGCGCCUUUAUAAUGCAAUCACAUUCUCUGGCAUACAUGUUGCUGUUUUUGUUUUUGUAUUCCUAAUUUAUCCAUUAGGUCAGUCUGGUUGGUUUUUAGCACCUAGUUUUGGUGUAGCAGCUAUAUUUAGAUUUGUUCUCUUCGUUUUCCUUGAGUAUAUUAGAAGGGUCGUGGAUUCAACCCAAGGGUUAGUGAAGCCUGAAGAGGGAGACCACGAGGCUGGCCUUAGAAUCAAGAAGAGUGUUCUUGGGUAUAUAUUGAGUGUAAGUGAUGAGAGGGCACAACCCACCAUUGUUGAAGAGAAUCGAAGAAAUAUCUGUAAAGGAAUAUCAGAGGCGACUGACUUUGUGACGCGUGCGAAUCUGGUCUAA